AUGUAUAAGAACAACCCUGACAGACAAACUAAUGACACCACUCCUAAAAUUAGGAUGAGGGAUCAAAACGUGCCAUACACAUGGUUCCCAACAAAGGAGUCGUUCAACCCAUUUGUUAGCACUCAAUCUAAAUACUUAUCUUUUGAAGGAAUGAUCAAUCAUGAGUUGCAAGAAAAAUAUAUUCAAAAGCAUCAAGGAACUCUGCAUGCUAAUGUUGAGAUGAAAUCUAUCCCAAGAUGUUUUGACAACUGUGUAACUGACUUAGAAGACUCCUUCCUUAUUCCAGAAGAAAAGAACUGAAUCAGGGAAUGCUAUUUCAAAAGAAUAAAUGCUAAGAAUGACUUCCAGUUCUUCGCUGUGCAAAUGCUCGCUAAGGAAAAGUCUGACAGCAUUAAACAUGCACAUUUCUCAUAAAUUAUUAACAAGAGGAAGAGCUUUAUUUCAAUA
Messenger RNA from Moneuplotes crassus, 447 nucleotides. The record is from the annotation of a GenBank genome assembly. Lineage: Eukaryota; Ciliophora; Spirotrichea; Euplotida; Euplotidae.